Molecule: messenger RNA, 744 nt
Organism: Haliaeetus leucocephalus (bald eagle)
Lineage: Eukaryota; Metazoa; Chordata; Aves; Accipitriformes; Accipitridae
Gene: LY96
Product: lymphocyte antigen 96
Exons: 5
Coding region: 22-489 (155 amino acids)
Biological process (GO): detection of lipopolysaccharide; positive regulation of lipopolysaccharide-mediated signaling pathway; toll-like receptor 4 signaling pathway
Cellular component (GO): lipopolysaccharide receptor complex
Molecular function (GO): lipopolysaccharide immune receptor activity; Toll-like receptor 4 binding; lipopolysaccharide binding
Source: RefSeq, a predicted model, not a curated record
UACUGAGGCAAAAAAGUAACUAUGUUUGGACUUUUUUUUUUCAUUUUAUUCACCCCCGGAGUCAGUGAAUUACUUUGUACGUCGUCAGAGCUAGAAAUGUCAUAUACUUUUUGUGAUUCUACAGCUCAUGAUUUCAUGUUUAAUCUGACACCUUGCAGCAUCAUGAACAAAUCCGUCUGGAAGGCUGGUCUUAUGUGGAUUCCAAGAAGUGACAUCACCUUUUUGAAGAUCGUCUUCAAUGUCUGGUACGACAAUGCCAAAGCAUUACACUGGAAAGAAGUCCUUUGCAGCGGAGCUGACGAUGAAUACACAGUGUGCGGAAUGCUGAAAGGAGAAACAAUUGUGACAACAUUUGACAUUAAAGGUGCAAGAACAAAGUUUCCAAAGGGCAAUUAUAACAUUAUUUCACAAGGAUUCUCUGAUGAUUCUGAGAAUAAUAUGAUCAUGUGCUUGAACUUCACCAUGAUAGUAAAACAAGGCGCUUUCUGAAUACGACAAAUGUUUCAAAUAAUUCCAGAACACGGAGCUCACUUCUGCAAGCAUCUGGAACCCAACCUGCGAAAUAAUAAGCACGCUAAUUUUCCUGAGGUAGAAUACAUCAUGUACUGGCUGGAAAGCUACAUGAUGGAUAGUCUUAUGCAUUUAUAGCACUGCUGUAAUCAGAUGCUCAGCCAAUGUGCACAAAAUCUCUGGGAAUCAGACAUCCUGAUUAAUCCACAGAAUAACCCUGACUGGAUGUCAGGC